Talaromyces marneffei is the source of this 1185-nucleotide messenger RNA. RefSeq lists its product as uncharacterized. The record is from RefSeq and is a predicted model, not a curated record. Gene Ontology annotation, molecular function: 6-phosphogluconolactonase activity; protein binding. Bases 1 to 1185 code for a protein of 394 amino acids. Lineage: Eukaryota; Fungi; Ascomycota; Eurotiomycetes; Eurotiales; Trichocomaceae. The transcript is spliced from 2 exons.
AUGCACGUCCUCACAACUCUCCUCCUUGCAGGCACCGUCCUCGCCAAAACACUCUACGUCUCUCACUACGACGGCCACGUCCACACACUGACUUUUGAUGCCACAAACCCUGAUCCACGCAGCAGUCUCACACUGGCCAAUACUAUACAAGCAUGCGGCUCAAUGCCUAGCUGGCUCGAACUCGACGCCGCUACAAAGACUCUGUAUUGCGUUGAUGAGUCGGGCCGCACGCAAACGUCGGGGAAUGGGUCGUUGACGGCGUUCGAUAUCUCAACGGCGACCAAGCCGAGGCUUGUUGCUGAGACUGAGACGUUGGCCGGUGGUGUUGCGAGUGUUAUUUAUCAUGCUGGUGAUAAGAAAUUCAUCGCUAUUGCGCAUUAUGAAGGAUCGUCCAUCUCAACCUUCCCCCUUCCAUUGACCAACACCAGCUCAGCCCUACAAACCUUCCUCUUUACUCUAACGGGCCCAGGCGCCGUUCCCUCGCGCCAGGAGGCUCCCCAUCCGCACGAGGUAAUCCUAGACCCCACAAACUCAUACAUCAUCUCUCCCGACCUGGGCGCCGACCUCAUCCACAUCUUCUCCAUCAACGCCUCCGACGGCACAUUAACCCAAUGCAAGCCCUACAAAACCGCCCCAGCCGAUGGUCCCAGACACGGCGCUUUCUCCAUCGACGGUGAUACGCUGUACAUCACCAACGAACUCGGGACCUCAGUCAGCGCAUACACGGUUUCCUACCACAACACCAAAUAUAAUGAUGAUGAUGAUGAUGCUCCAACCUGUGGCCUCUCGCUCAGCCUCCACGAAGCAAUCGUCCCUGCACCCACCCGCCAUCUACCGCCAUCCGCCGUCGCCGAGAUCCAUAUCCCCAAGAACAGCACGGAUAUCUACGUAUCCAUCCGCGGAGACCAAGCCUUUAAGCCGAAUGACACCAUCUCCUUCCUCAAAGGAUCAAUGAGGACGUCAAGCCUAACACCGCUAAACCUGACGAGUUCGUAUGGGGCUUUCCCGCGCACGUUUGUGAUUAGUGAUGAUGGCUCGCUGGUCGCGGUUGGGAAUCAAAUGUCCUCUUCCGUUGCGAUUGUGGCGCGCGACACGAAGACCGGGGAGCUGGGUCCGUUGUUGGGUAGUUUGAAGGUUGGGAGCGUCUCGCCGGGGUUGAGUAGUGUUAUUUUUGGGUCUGAUUAA